Molecule: messenger RNA, 2626 nt
Organism: Prorocentrum cordatum
Lineage: Eukaryota; Dinophyceae; Prorocentrales; Prorocentraceae
Source: the annotation of a GenBank genome assembly
AGAGGCCGUGCCUGUGUGUUUUUUUUUCAGAUGUCCGCCCGGGCGCCAUGUCGGAGCAGGGCCCAGCCCCGCCCGCGGAGCCCGCGGCCGCCGCGCAGGAUGGACCUCCGACGGCGACCCUGAGCAUCGCGGGCGCGAGCAGAGUUGCGGUGAGCUCCAAGAAGUGGAAGCAGAGGGCGUUGCUCAACUCCCAGCCUCUGCUCAAGUUCGAGCACCACCAGGACGGGAGCGAGACCUCGUACCUGGAUGAGAAGGGCCUGAGCCUGAUCAGGGGCAUCAAGGGGCCCAUCUGCCCCGUCGUGUUCAUCGGGGACGGCCGCUGUGGCAAGUCCUACCUCGCGUCGCGGCUGGUGGGCACGCACGAGGCGUUCGUCUCCUCCGACUCCUGCGAGGCGGUCACCGAAGGCAUCGACAUUGCUGUGGCGGCGCAGACGGGCGACACGGCGGGCACGAUCCUCGUGAUGGACUGCGAGGGCGCCAACAACGCCAUGGCCGAGGUCCGCAUCCUGGUCAACGUGUUUGCGGUGCUCUGCUGCACGCAGGUCGUCUUCGUGGUGAACAGCAUGCUCUCCGAGUCGGCGCUCGACACCCUCGCCACCACCCUGGCCGCGAGGCAGAUGCUGAAGCUCGACAAGGACGAGGGCAUUUCGACCCCCACCAAGCUCACGGUCGUGGUCAACAUGACCACGCUCAAGUACGAGCAGGGCGCCCUCGAGAAGACGCUCAGCGCGCACCAGACGGGGCCCAGGGCUGAGGUCCGCGCGACCAUCAAAGAGAUGUUUCCGGAGAGGCAUUUCGCGGCAUGCACGCGGCAGGAGAUGCCGAACUUCGAGGAGCAGGUCCAGCGCUACCUUCAGGAAGUGCGAUCGACCGCGACGCCCCUCACCGUGAGCGGGAACCCCGUCACCCCUGAGCAGCUCUGCCUGAUGCUGGACGUCGUCCGCAACGAGGUCUGCAGGAAUCACAGCGUGAGCGGCCACUCCAUGCUGCGCGGGGUGAUCCUGGACGGCUGCUUGACGCCGCUGGCGAAGCGGCUGAUGGCGGAAGCUUCCCACCAAUUGCCAGAGACACUCAAGGAUUAUCAAGCCAAUCUGGAUCGGGUGGACCCGAGACCCGAGACCCUCAGGAAGUUCGACGCCCAGAGCGCCAGCGUGCUCCACAAGGACCUGGUGGCCGAGGCCAGGGCCGCCCUCGAGAAGGACCUAGGCCAGCGGUGGGACCUGCUCGUCCACCAGAACGACCUGCUCGGGGAGCAGGUGGCGUCCGUGGACGUGGAGCACCGGGAGGUGCUCCUCGAGACGGAGCGGGUUGUCCUCGGGGGGCACUCGCUCCUGAGGGGCCUCGUGACUUCGCAGGAGAAGGUGCGCUCUGAGGCCAGGUCCGUGACCCACAAGAAGAAGGGCGGCGGGGGCAUCUUCGGGGAGUGGAAGCAGUCUGGCGAGGUCACCACCCGACUUCGUGACGAGGGGCUGAAGGAAGGCCUCGAGAAGCUGCCGCGGGUGGCGGGGCACCUGAAGCUCAGGGCUCCUGGCAUCGGGUCGUCCAUCCUCGCCAGCGGGGUGAAGUCUUGCUAUAUGGUGCUCACGGACAUGCACGUGAUGUGGUGGGAGGGUCCGACAGACAAGGACGUAAAACCAGACGGCUGCUACUGCCUGCUGGAGUGGCCGGACAUGACACUAGUCCAGGAGGGCUCUCACGCCGCGAAGUUUGUGCUGAGGAGUGGCGCGGACGGGGGGGCCUUCCGCUUCGAGUCCGAGAGCCGGAACGCUGCCUGGUGGGCCGAAGCCUUCAGCAGGCACGCCGCGCUGGCCGCGCGGGCGCGGUCCAAAUUCCCCAACGUGAAGCUCCCAGCGCCGCCGUGCCUCAACGACCUGCGAGAGCGGAACAUGAACGACAUCUUCCGCCCUGUGGGAGCGGGCUCCUGCACGGAGCGGUGCUGCCGCCUGCUGGCGUCGCUGACCAGCUCGGGCUCGGCGGAUAUUCCCGAGCAGCCGCCGCAGGCGACGGAGCUGACUGGCAGGAUCAGCGGGGGCGCUCGCCACCCCUGCAGAGCGCCUGACGCGCGCGCGCGCGCGAGGGGGCGGCAGCUGCUCCGGGGCGCGCGCGCCGCCUCUCUCCUGUGCUCUCCUCGCCGCUCCUCUCCCUCCCGCAGGGCGAGGAGAAGGCGGAGCAGGAGAGGGCGGGCGCCGCCGCCUGCCCCGGACCGGUCGGGCCCUUUUUCCUGUGGGCCGCCCGCUCGUGUCUGGGCAGGGCCGGCGUGCGCCGCGGGGCCCCGCCACGGCCCCCGCGGCCCGCGGCGCCCCGCGCGGGGCUCCCGCGCGCGCGCGCGCCAGUUCCCGCGUUGGUUCUGUCCGCCCCGGGGCGCCCGGAGCGCCGGUUCAGCCAAGAGAGCGCUGGGCGCCAGAAGAGGCGCCGAGGACGGGGGGGCAGGUGGUAGGCAACUCCUGUAGGACAGGGCUUUUGCACUUCAAGCUGCACGAGGCCGCGCCCGCUGCCUGGCCUUUCGCCACGCUUGCGUGCACAACCUGCUGCGCUAAUGGGUGUGGUGCUCCUUCCCAGCCUUCUUCCCGCCCGCGGCUGCCGCCCACGCGUCUCUCUCUCUAUUGUGCUGUGGAGCAUUUGCCGC